This is a messenger RNA of Athalia rosae (coleseed sawfly), 1507 nucleotides long. RefSeq names its product protein big brother-like. Gene Ontology annotation, biological process: regulation of transcription by RNA polymerase II. NCBI's taxonomy places the organism in Eukaryota, Metazoa, Arthropoda, Insecta, Hymenoptera, Athaliidae. Gene Ontology annotation, cellular component: nucleus; core-binding factor complex. Bases 365 to 1261 code for a protein of 298 amino acids. The transcript is spliced from 5 exons. Gene Ontology annotation, molecular function: transcription coactivator activity; sequence-specific DNA binding. The record is from RefSeq and is a predicted model, not a curated record.
UGACCCGAUGUUCAGGACUAAAGAACCUCAGUCUCCACUGGGACGUUGAACGGAGUCGAAUAGUCCGCGUGGCGAUCUAGAGAGAAAAAAAGUAUCGGUGCUUACCGUCAACACCGUCGAUAUACCGCAGAAAUAAACCGCCAAGGAUUCAGUGAAACAACGUAGCGAAAUAAGGGCUGGAAUUCGAGUACGUCCGCGUGCGUUAUAAAAAAAACAAAGUGACGCAGGGGGUGCGAAGAUCUUGAUAUCGAAUCGUCGCCACACAAAUCGCAUAAUAAAUUCCGUCGGUUGGUUCGCCGGUGCAUUCGGAGUGCAGCAUAACAACCCCUCGACCAAAGUAGAUCCUUACCACCCCGGAAUAAAAAUGAUGCAAAUGUCGAUGAGCAGCAGCGAACACGCAGGCGGCGCCGGUGGUCUCGGCGUCGGAGUUUUACCCUUCGACGGGAUGGGACUCUACGAGCAACCCAGACCCAGGCUCGUCUUCAAGAUGCCACGCGUAGUUCCGGAACAAAAGACUAAAUUCGAAACCGACGAAUUGUUCAGAAGACUCAGCCGCGAGAGCGAGGUCAGAUACACCGGGUACCGGGACAGACCCUCGGAGGAGCGACAGGGUCGUUUUCAAAACGGAUGUCGCGAAGGUCACACGGAAAUCGCUUUCGCAGCAACCGGGACGAAUCUUCAACUAGUUUUUACCCCCGCUUCCGCCGGCUUUGGUGGCGAUCCGAGAGAGUGCGAUUUUGACAAGGAACACGGAAAGGUUCACCUCAGAUCCCAGUUGAUCAUGAACGGAGUGUGCGUGAGAUGGCGAGGAUGGUUGGACCUCGAGCGUCUCGACGGUGUCGGUUGUUUGGAACUCGACGAGGAACGCGCUGCCCAGGAAGACGCGAUUUUGCGCGAUCAAAUCGAAGGAUACAAUCGAAGGCUCCGCGACUUCGACGAUAAACAGCGUGUCUACAGAACGGGUGCCGCUCAAGCCUCCCAUUUGAAUCAUCAUCACCAUCACGGUCACCACGGUCACCACGUGUCGUCCGGCGGAGCGCCGAGCGUCGAACCUCAUCUGGCCCAUCGCGAUCCCGAGAUGGAGCUGAGAUUGGGAAUGCAACACCAACACCAACAACAGCAGCAGCAACAACAACAGCAACAACAACAAGCGGCAGCGGUCGCUAGGUGCCACACGGGUCAAAAUCAACGUCAUCUCGGUCUUCAGCCAAAUCUGCAAGCGAGAAAGAAGAAUGACUUGAGUCACGGUCAUCACAACUAGGCCGAUUCUACUUUAUUAUACCUAGGUAUAAUAUAAUUCUUGUUUCCGUUGUUACAGUUCUUCGUUUUCUUUAUUUUUCUUUCGUUACUUGGCAAUAUGGCAUUGCCGGCUAUAUACCAAAAAUCUGCAUGUGUAUUUAUCAUCUUAUGUAUAUCAUUAUACAUCUCCAAGUACCGCAAAUUUGUAUCGCAAUUCGUCAGAAUAAAAAUAAAAGAUCUCAGGUGAACGUCUGAAAAUAUGUGAAAA